Messenger RNA from Aureobasidium melanogenum CBS 110374, 672 nucleotides. RefSeq lists its product as uncharacterized. Lineage: Eukaryota; Fungi; Ascomycota; Dothideomycetes; Dothideales; Saccotheciaceae. Bases 1 to 672 code for a protein of 223 amino acids. The transcript has 2 exons. The record is from RefSeq and is a predicted model, not a curated record.
AUGUUCUUCACACCCAGCCAUGACAACUCAUGUCAACAGAGCGCCAGUGAUGAAUCGCCUCAGUCUCAGCCCAUGCUACAAUUACAGCCUGGUAUCUGCCAGACUAGCUCUUACCCAUUCCAAUCGUUUCUGAUCUCAACUGGCCAGAACGGCAUCCAGACAGACUGUUCGCUGGGAUUGUUUGAGGAAAGUCACUGUGUGGGUGGCACGAGAGAAGUGCCUUUUGACGCUACUCUUGCUUCGACUGGGCAAUGCUGGCUCGUGGGUGGUCAAAGUGUGUUGCUGUCGUGUGGCGAAGGAGGAACUGCAUCCGACAAUCAGGCUGCACACAUGUAUCUGUCCUCGCUCUGCAGCAUUAGCGGUGAUACUCCACCGUCUACCCGGCUGCAGUCAUCCACAACACUCAUUGCAGCAGGCACAACCACUAUUGCCACGACCGUCGCCACAGCUAUCGCUUCUGCAUCAACCCAAUCGAACUACACAACUAGCAGAAUGGGAGAUCUUUCUACAUCUUCGAACGCAACUUCACUCGCAACCACUAGUAUCACCGUCAUCAUCCCGAGCGUUGUCUCCAUCAGCGGUAACAACGUCGAGAAAGAAGUGGUCAAGAGAGGUGGCACUGCUCAAUGGGCCUUGGUCGUCGUCGUCUUUGCUAGAAGUCUUAUGUAUUGA